GUGUAAGUGUUCAGAUAUAAGCAGUUAGUUAAAGAUUUCAUUAUCUGCUUUUAAGGCGCUUGAUAAGAUUGCAUGUGCCUGGGAGAUCAAGUGAAGAUUCUUUUUCACUUUUUCACUAAAGCAUUUUGGGAAAGUUUUAUACACACUUCUAUUCUAAUAAAAUAGGUUUAUCUUCAAUUAUUCAGAAUAAUAUACACAAGGACUAAACAGAGAGAAAAGGUUAAGGAACAACAAAAAACAUGGCCUCGUUAACGUCUAUUUUUUUCCGCCCAGUAACAUUCAUCAUCCUAAUCCUCUUUCUGCUGACCAUUUUCGACUGCUCGGUUCUUGUGCCGACUAUUCAUGCCACGAUGCCGAAGAUCAGCAAAAUCUUAUCUCACGAGGGAAAGACCUUUAAUUGCGAAAUUUGCGGUGCGGUUCUUGAGGGUAUUGAUGUUGCGCGACAUAUGUACUCGAAACCGAUGGAUAGACAUGCGAAUGUUUGCAAUUCAUCUUCCUCAUGCUCUCAAAUUCGGACUUCUAAUGAUCUACAUCAAUCGUUUUAUUUCAAUGAGAGGGGAAAUAUUAGAGUGCUACCGCCUGAGAUGCAUAGAUACUGUCAAAACAUUUUAGAAGGGACCCUCAACAUAUUUGAGAUGAACAAUAAUAAGAAUGAUCUUAUUGCCUCUUUUAUUUUGGAACAUAAGCACUUUCUUUGCCAUUAUAUUUCUAUUCAUACGGAUCCUAAAAAUUAUGGCUAUUCAAGGGGUCUAUUGGGAGAAUCAACACAAAAUACGUCCAGUCCGUUGCCAAACGAAAAGGAUAAAAACAUCUGCUUUCAGUUCCCGGAGCUCUCGCAGGUUAGCAGAUCCUCCCUCUCGAUUCCGUUAUAUACAUACACUUGGUUCCUGCGCUACCCUCUUAAUGAAUUACAUCAGCAAUAUUGUUAUCAAUUCUGCGAAGCCACGCUCAAUCUAAAGGAGCGCAUGCAGUUGGUUUUAUGGAGACACUUUGUUAUCUAUAAUGUACACCAGUUUCUAUAUGCAUGCCGGUAUGUGUAUCCCUGGUUGAUUCGGACCAUUGCUAUACUAGUGUUUCUCUUCUCUCAGGCUCUUCAUAAGGAAAUCCCUAUGGGCGUAUAUCCACAGAAGUCAAAAGAUUGGGAUACUUCACAGUCUGGGCCCAAGGAUGGCGCGGCACGUGCCGAUCGAAAUGGAAUUUCAAUAAAAGGAUCUAACGUUUUCGAUCAUUCUAAUGGAAAUCCGGGAGGCGGUACUAACUUAUCUUAUCCUUUAGACACCUACUACUCGACUCGGUCGGGACAGACUUCGAAGCGAAAGAAAAGAUGA
This is a messenger RNA of Phytomonas sp. Hart1, 1328 nucleotides long. NCBI's taxonomy places the organism in Eukaryota, Euglenozoa, Kinetoplastea, Trypanosomatida, Trypanosomatidae. The record is from the annotation of a GenBank genome assembly.